Messenger RNA from Brachypodium distachyon (stiff brome), 2881 nucleotides. RefSeq names its product factor of DNA methylation 1. The transcript is spliced from 7 exons. Gene Ontology annotation, biological process: gene silencing by siRNA-directed DNA methylation. Bases 220 to 1839 code for a protein of 539 amino acids. The record is from RefSeq and is a predicted model, not a curated record. Lineage: Eukaryota; Viridiplantae; Streptophyta; Magnoliopsida; Poales; Poaceae.
CUCGGAGCCUCGGAGGUCACCCGUCUGGCCGUCUCUUCCAUUCCGUUUUUGCGCCUGCUGAUCACGCCCACCUCCGCCCCACUUUCCUUUUUCGUGAGCCGGCUCCUCCUCCUCUCCUCCUUCCUUUUCCCUUCGCGACAUUGUGGCGGCUGAUCCUUGCGGGCCUUGAAACCCUAGUUUUGUUGGUGGUGGCCGGCGUCGGCCAUUAGACGCCCCUCCAUGGACUCCGGCGAGGCGCCUAACCGGACUCGCAGGGAAGGGGGUUUUAGGAGGAGUGAUCAGCGCAGAGAUGUUAGCCUGCCUCGGCACCAUGCAUCCGGAGCAGGUUCAGCAGAUAAUCGGCAGGGGAGAGACAAGGCUACUCACCGUGGAUCCUACCAAAAUCACGAGAAGAAUGAAUUGCCCCAGUCAUCGGGGCCCCGGUCUCAGCCUGCUCAGAACAGAGACGAGCUGUUCGUGUGGCCCUGGAUGGGUGUCCUGGUCAAUGUGCCUACUGAGUGGAAGGGUGGGCGCCAGGUCGGGGAAAGUGGGAACCGGUUGAAGGAGCAGCUCUCGCGCUUUUGCCCGCAGAAGGUCGUCCCUUUGUGGAACUAUAGAGGCCACACGGGCAAUGCUAUUGUUGAGUUUGGAAAAGACUAUAAAGGUUUCAAAGCUGCGUUUUCCUUUGAAAAUCACUUUGAGGCAGAAGGAUAUGGAAAACAGGACUGGAAGGCGCAGAAGCAUCGAGGAUCUGAAAUGUUUGGCUGGGUCGCAAGGGUUGAUGAUCAAAGAACUCCAGGGCCGAUUGGGGAGUAUCUUCAAAAAAAUGGUGAUCUGAAAACUAUUGCUGAUCUUGAGAAUGAAGGAACGCGUAAAACAGACAAACUUGUAGCCAAUUUGGCUGGCCAAAUUGAGGUAAAGGCCAAGCAUGUCCAAGAACUUGAGUGUAAGUACAAUGAGACAACCACUUCACUUGACAAGGUGAUGGAAGAAAAGGAGCUGAUCCUCCAGAAGUACAAUGAUGAAAUCCAUGAGAUGCAGCAAGUUGCGCGUAGACAUUCUCAAAGGAUAAUUGACGAGAAUCAAAAGCUUCGUUCAGAACUGGAGUCCAAGAUGCAGAAUCUUGAUUUAAAAUCCAAGCAACUUGAUGAGCUUGCUGUGAGAAGUGACUCUGACAGAAGGAACCUUGAGAGAGAGAAGGAAAAGCACGUGGUUAAAACAAAGUAUCUUAAGAUGGCAGCAAUGGAGCAGCAGAGGGCUGAUGAAAAUGUGCUGAAGCUUGUGGAGAAACACAAGAGAGAAAAACAAGCUGCUCUAGAUGAGAUUAUCAAAUUAGAGCAGAAAUUGGAUGCCAAGCAGAAACUUGAGUUAGAAAUAAAACAGCUGCAGGGCAAAUUGGAAGUGAUGAAGCAUAUGCCAGGCGAGGAAGACUCUGAAUCAAAGAGGAAAAUAGACGAACUUAACGAGGAGCUACAAGAGAAGUAUGAUGACAUGGAUUUAAUGGAAUCACUCCACCAGACUCUGCUUAUCAAGGAAAGGAAAAGCAAUGAUGAAUUGCAAGAUGCUCGGAAGAAGCUGAUAGAUGGCUUGCGGGAUACUAUAACUGGCCGAACGAAUAUAGGCAUUAAAAGAAUGGGCGAUCUUGAUCUGAAAUCAUUUGCGAUUGCUUGCAAAAGUAAAUUUUCAAAAGAAGAUGCGGAAGUUAGUGCUUCCAUUCUUUGUUCAAAGUGGCAGGAGGAGAUAAAAAAUCCAGACUGGCACCCAUUCAGGGUUGUCAUGGAGAACGGAAAAGAGAAGGUGGGGAUCCCCCCCCAACUGAUUUCCUCAAAAAAAAACUUCGAUGCUGGGAAGCAACACUAAUUGCGUCUUUGAGGGCAAGACCUUAUGUUAAUGUAAGCUACUCUUGAUUAAUAUGAGGAUCUAGUUGAAUAAAUAGUAGUUUGUGUUACUCAAGAUUUGCUUCCUUUUUGACUGAAAACUGUAGGAAAGAUUCCGACAGCAUAAAUAUAGUAAUAAGCAGAAAAAUAUUUACAAGGAAAGAAGGAGGGAGAAAAGGAAAAAGGAAAAGAGGAUUACAAAAGGCUGACCCUAUUGCCUAAAAAAAUAAAAAUAAAGUUAAGUUGACCCUGGGACCUAUACCAGUUAAGUUAUUUGUAAUUCGUCAGCUUUUGGAAUAGAGUGCAUCUAGCAUUUGCUUGUGCAGUGAUGUAUCAGUCAAACUUUUUACUAAUAAAAAUCUUACCACAUGCACCAAUUUUCAAGUUUCACUUGGUGCUCACAUUACUACAAUGCUAAUUACUCCUCUAGAAGCUUAUGACAUUCCUUAGACAAUUAAAGUAGGAAAAAUAAAUGGUGUUCUCUGCUCGGGCUCAGUGGAGGCAAGUUUGUUUAAUCAAUUAAUCUUGUCUUAGUUGUCUUGGUAACUAAGUGUUCAUACUCAGUUCCGUGCUGGUCCAAAUUGGCUAUAUUGGAUAAUGUCUGUUGAAAUUUGACUACAUAUCCAUACUUUGGUACUCGAAGCUCUGCUAUUGUCUGCAAACGAUGUUUUUGCUGAAAUUUAUGUACUGUAAUUUAGUUGUACCACAGGAAUGAAAAGCUCCUACUGCAUAGUAUUUGAUAUUGUUUUCUGCAAUGGUGCAUUACCAUAUAAUGGAGUUGGUGUCUCUUAAAUUAAUUCUUACAGUCAUAAAAGUUCUUGUUUAAAAUGGUAGCAUUUAAGUUUCAAGCAACAUUUGGACAUUGCAGAAAUCAUGUGUGAAUACGCUGCUAAAUUAACAGCAAAGGUCUUUGAUUACUGUCUCGGGCAUAUUCAUGGGACGUAGAGUUUUGCAUCUGUUAUCUCUUUCUGUUCAUCUUUCAUUUCUCAAAUGGGAGAAGUAUCGUUUAUGUAACGGCGUGUGCA